UUUUUGUCCUGUGUGUGUUUUUUUCCUCACUCGUACUUCAGCUUUUUUCCAUCUCAUUCUCUGCUACCUGCUGUGAUGGGCGGAGCCUCAGGUUACUGUUAAUGAUUCAACGCCAGCUGAGAUUGACAGAUACAGCAAAAGGAAGGAAGAGGAAAGACGGAGCGAGCAGGAAACUCCAGUGAAAGGCAGAAUCGGCGAUGUGAGCGUCAGAAACAGAGGUGGGAUAGCGGGGAGGCUGAAAACGGCUCAGUCUGAACAUCGUCUGGGUUCAAGAGGUCACAGGAGGGACACUUUAUAAAGUUUUGGGGGAUUUUUUUUUUUUUUUUUAUCCAUCUGGCCUUCUUUGGCUGGACAGUUAAUGCCUGCAGUCAUGGAGAAGCAAGUAGCUGAUCUCCAGCUGCAGCUGGAGAAGCAGUGUCUCAUCAACCAAGAGCUGCAGAGGCAGAACAAGGAGCUGGAGCAGCGUCUGCAGGAGAAAGAAAAACUUUUGCAAAAUCUGCAAAGUCAAUAUCAGGAUCUUGCAGACUUCCCUUCUCAGUGUAGUAUUGAAUCUGAACCCGAGUUCAGGAAAAGUCGCGUGGCCGUCAUCGCCUCUGAACCGAUUCCGGAGAAGCUGGAAAUUGCAACCAGCACUGUGAAGAAAAGUUCCAGUGAAACAGCUCUGAUUGUCAAAGCCAUCCAGAAGAACGACUUCCUGAGCCGCCUUGAUGAGGAGCAAAUCGCCAUGAUGGUGGACCUUUUGAGAGCUUCCAACUGCAAACCCGGGGAGGAAGUCAUUAAAGAAGGCUGUGAAGGAGACAGCAUGUACAUUGUGGCAGGUGGUGAGCUCAUCGUCACCCAGGCAGGACAGGACCUCCGGACUCUGAGCGUCGGAGAUGUCUUUGGAGAACUGGCCAUCCUUUACAACUGCAAACGGACCGCCACAGUUAAAGCAAAGACUCCGGUGCGUCUGUGGUGCAUGGAGCGACAGACGUACAGAACCAUCAUCACCAACAAGUCCAAGAAGAAGCGAGAACAGCUGAUGGGCUUCCUGAAGACGUCUCGAACACUUAAAGACUUAAAUGAUGUGCAGUUGUCCAAAAUCCUUGAUUCCAUGGAGGAGGUAAAGUACCAAGACAAAGAAGUAAUCGUUCGUGAAGGAGCAGAGGGAAACGCAUUCUACAUCAUCCUCAAAGGAGAGGUUUUGGUGACCAAAAAUGUGAACGGACAGCAGAAGCAGAUCCGCAGGAUGGGGAAAGGGGAGCACUUUGGGGAGCAGGCCCUCAUCCGCGAGGUCUUAAGAACAGCCACCUGUACCGCUGAUGGACCGGUUACCUGCUUCUCCAUCGACAAGGAGGUUUUUGAAGAGACCAUCCCCGUUGAACACCUGGAACUGUUUGAUGACUCCAAAGUGAUGCAAGAGGCAGAAACUCCUGCAAAGUCACUGCCCAGCUCCACCCUGAGGUUUAAGGAUCUGGUUCCUGUCUUAUACCAGGAGGGCCGCUUUCUCGGAGAUCCCGUCACUCUUGGAGUUGGAGGUUUUGGCCGUGUGGAGCUGAUGACAACAAUAAACCACGGGAAAUAUUACGCCAUGAAGCGAGUCAGCAAGAAGCAGAUUGUUGCCAAGAGACAAGAGGAACACAUGCUGUUUGAAAAGAAGAUUCUCAGAGCCAUUCAGUGCGACUUCAUUGUCAGACUUUAUGCAACCUUCAAAGACACAAGAUACAUUUAUAUGGUCAUGGACUUCUGCAGUGGAGGAGAAAUUUGGACCAAACUCAAAGAAGUUGGGCGGUUCGAUGAGCCCAUAGCCGUGUUCUGCACCGCCUGUGUGGUGGAGGCCUACGCCUACCUGCACAAGAAGAACAUCAUGUACAGGGACCUGAAGCCCGAGAACCUGAUGCUGGACCAGAGAGGGUACAUCAAACUAGUCGACUUCGGGUUUGCAAAAGAGUUGAUGCGUGGAGAUAAAACGUACUCUUUUGUUGGCACGCCUGAGUACAUGGCUCCAGAGAUCAUCAAGAACCAGGGACACGACUUUGCGGUUGACUUUUGGUCUCUUGGCAUUCUGAUCUUUGAGCUGCUGGCGGGAAGCCCUCCCUUUUCAAGUUCAGAACCUCAGAAGAUUUAUGCCAAAAUUCUGGACGGUGAGCUCAAGUAUCCGCCUUACAUGAGUGAAGCAGCAAAGUCCAUCAUCAGUAAACUGUGCAGACCUCGGCCGGGUCAGAGGUUAGGAAACACCAAGAACGGAAUCAAAGAUGUGCGGCAUCACAGGUGGUUCAGCAGCAUGAACUGGCAUAAACUUCGCAUGGGUCAGCUGGAGGCCCCCACAGUUCGACUCAUCCGGAAGGGUCCGUGUUACAUCAACUUUGACCGAUUCCCUUUGGACCACACGAAGGCCGAUGAGGACUUCUCUGGUUGGGAUCGGGAAUUCUGAUUAUUAUUUUUUUUAAUUAAAGAAUCAAAGGCUGUAAA
Messenger RNA from Oryzias melastigma (Indian medaka), 2451 nucleotides. RefSeq names its product protein kinase cGMP-dependent 3 (gene prkg3). Gene Ontology annotation, biological process: protein phosphorylation. NCBI's taxonomy places the organism in Eukaryota, Metazoa, Chordata, Actinopteri, Beloniformes, Adrianichthyidae. The transcript is spliced from 22 exons. Bases 359 to 2413 code for a protein of 684 amino acids. Gene Ontology annotation, molecular function: ATP binding; cGMP-dependent protein kinase activity. The record is from RefSeq and is a predicted model, not a curated record.